This is a messenger RNA of Mytilus californianus (California mussel), 3674 nucleotides long. RefSeq lists its product as uncharacterized. Bases 110 to 1798 code for a protein of 562 amino acids. NCBI's taxonomy places the organism in Eukaryota, Metazoa, Mollusca, Bivalvia, Mytilida, Mytilidae. The transcript has 12 exons. The record is from RefSeq and is a predicted model, not a curated record.
UGACCAAUAUUAAUCAGGAAGUAUAUGAGGACAAUCAAACAAAAUGUCAGACUUUAAUGCAUUGGAAGUAACAUAUAUAAUGUGAAAGCAAAAUAGCUAUACGGAUACAAUGGAGAAGAUUUUUACAUUAUUUAUGAUACUUUUCAUUCGUUUUUUAACAACUAAAUGUGAUCCAUGCCUUACAUACAAAGUUUUGGACACGGCAAAUGAACAUAAUAGGUCCGUUGCAAAUGCUGCCUUACCGUCUGCAAUAUGUGACAAUACCUUAGAAACUGGCUGGUACCGUAUUACUAGCUAUGCGGGAGAACGGAUGCCAACGGAAUGCGUUUAUGGUGGAAUGAGGUGUGGGACAUCAAUGUCAAUUUGGAUGAAUGGAACGUAUCCAGACGCCGGAGUUGUGAAGACAGUUCAAGCAUGCGCAGCACAUUACGAUGGAGAUUGUUGUAAAUACUCUUAUGACAUAGAAGUCAAGAACUGCACAGAUUACCUUGUGUACAAUUUGGUGCCAGUAUCAACAUGCUAUCAGGCGUAUUGCUUUGGUUCAGAAUUGGCAUGCCCUGCAGGUGAAACAUCAGACAACCAUGGGUUUACGCCUGGAUGUAGAUAUGAGCCAUGCCUUGAGGAAAACUAUCAAACUUUAGAUCAUUGGAAGCGAUCGGUUAACAAUACGGAAAUUGGAAAUCUAUGUGACAAUGUUCUAACAUCAGGAUGGUACCGUCCAAUAAGUGCCGUAGGAAAUACUAUGCCAACAGAAUGUCCACAGGGUGGAUACAAAUGCGGAACCAGUUCUCCAAUAUGGAUGGAUGGUUCCUACCCGUCUUCUGGUGAAAUUGCAAAUGUAAAGGCAUGUGUAGGAAAUUAUAAUGGAGGAUGUUGUACUAGUUCGUAUGACAUCCAGGUUAAAAACUGUGACGAUUUUUACAUAUACAACUUGAAACCUACAAGUGGAUGCUACCAAGCAUACUGUUUCGGUACUGAGGUGAAAUGUCCAGUGGGAGAAACUUCGGAUAAUGGAGGGUUUACACCAGGAUGUGAAUUCGACCCAUGUCAUAACAGUAACUACGGGAUACUCGUAGGGGAAAUGAAACGGUCAUCGAACUAUACACUACAGACGAGUGACGUAGCGAUAGAGGACAGUCGAUUAACAACAGGAUGGUACAGAAUUGAUAGUGUGACGGGAAAUGACAUAGUCAAUGAAAGCGUUGGUAUGAUGCAGUGUGGAACUUUAUAUCCGCUUUGGAUGGAAGGAACCCUACCAGAUGUUUCUGACAAAACCGUUGACAGAAAAGUAUGUCAAUCAGGAUUACACAGCACAUGUGAUCAGAAGUAUGAUAUUAAAGUUAGAAAUUGUGGUAACUACAGGACCUAUUAUUUGACACAGUUGAAUGCUGAUAAAUCAGCCUACUGCUUUGGUACAUUCCCUGUUCCUGAUCCUACAACCACCACACAAAGACCACCACCAGGAGACCACAAUUCAUCAAAAGAUGAUGAGAAUGACAAAGAUGACAAGCCCUACAUAUGGGCCAUUGUUGCUAUGCUUGCAGUACUUUCCACAAUAUUACUGGCUAUACUUCUUGUAAAACUCUUCUUACAAAGAACCGUAUCAAAGCGCGCGGUCAGCUUUGUCGAUGUAAAGGGAAAGCUUCCAACUUAUGACGAGGCGAUACAAAACGAAAAAAAUAAUCGUUUGCAGAUGAAUCAAACAGUGAGCCCAAGUGCACCUGUGAAUCAGUUCGAUGGUAGUAUGACGUCAAUUCCACCAAAUAGUACAAAGAUGGGGCAAAUGAAAUCAUAUUAGAUACUUCGUACAGAGAAAGUCAUUGAAAUGAAUAGACUCGAAUUGUUAGAGGAACAAACGAAUAAUAUGUAAUACUCUUUGUAAUUUUUCAAAGUAUGAAUCCAAAAUAACAUGUUUGUGUAUAACAUAUUACUUUUUUCCCACUUGCUUAUUCAAUGUUAUUUAUAUAACUCUUUCGGAUAACAUGUCUUACUAGAAUUGCUGCUGUAGUAUCACCAUAUCUUCGAUUGGUGAACCCAUUUUUUUUUUAUUAUAGCGAAAUGUUUACAAACAUGCAUAUUUAUUAAUGAAAUAUCCAUAUGAAUCAAUUUAGCAGCAGAAAUUGACAUAACUGUUUUAUUUAAAUUCACCUAUCGGUUUGCUUUUUUAUUAUUCUUCAUUCAUUUAUUUUUAUUUAUUGAGGACUUCUGCUGUUAGUCCGUUUGGUAUAAUCAUACCUCUUUUUGGAUCACAGUUUUCGAUACCGUCCAUUUAUAUUUUUUAAUGUUUACAUGUUCCUUUUAUAUACUGUUAACAUGAUAGUUUAUUUUGUUAACUUGCGUCAUUUACCUAAACUUAUAUUUCAACGUUGAUACAUUAUGCAUUUAUGUGUUGCUUAUCUAAAAUUGUCAAAUCUCUCUAAGUUGAUCUAUAAUGGUUCGGAAUAAAAUCGGACAAUGAAAGUGACUUAUAGGUUGAGUUUAUGUUUAAAGAACUGUGUAUUUCCGGCAAAUAUAGAUAUGAUGUAUAUAUUGUCUCUUUUAGAUUGUCGAUUUGCUGACUCAACAUCCAUUUUAAUCGAAAUUUGUAAUCAUACUUCAUAAUGCUUUGGUUUUGACAUUUGGAAAGCUAAAUGUAAUAACAAUUAGAUGUUAGGCUUUUUAUAAAUAGUCAGUGUGAUAUAUAAGUUAUUAUUGAGGAAAUUGACCUAAUGAAAUUUAGAAUUAAUGCAGAAUUUUAUUGCCAUUCAAUAUGGAUUGACACACAAUCAUUACGGAUAGUCAAAAAAUGAAGUCUGGUAUAACUUAUAAAAAAAGUUUGUAAUUUAGAUAAAGUUAUUAAAAUUUAGUAUUAAAGAAAUAAUUGGAAGAAGCUUCUAUUCUCUUCUGUGCAGCACUGAAAACGCGAUAUUUAGUUUUGCUAGUUCUGUAAUGUUCAUGAAUUUUAAUAAGAAUUUUAAAAAAGUGUAUCGACAUACCAAAGUUGAAAAACCCGUAGUUAUUUUGGGAGAGUUAAAAACCUUAAAGGGUAUAUUCAGUUUUAGUAUUUAUAUAAAAUAUCAUAUAAAACAAAAUGUUUCAAUCCAAGUGAAUUGAAUCACAUUUUUAGUAGCAUCUAGCCCAAUACACAUAGUUCAACGACCGUAAAUAUGAUGGAACAUCUUGACAAUAUAGACAUGUUUUUAUUUAUGGAAAUGCCUGUCACAUACAAAAACGGAGGGUGUAACUUUGUCUUGGAAUCAUGUGCUCUGUAUGCACAAUUAAACAUUCGUGAAAAGCUGAACAAAAUAAAAUCCCUGCUUAAAUGCACAUGUUUGUUAAAGUAAACAAAUAUCCUGUUCAAUCAAAAAACAAAUGGUUCUUUUUUUUACUGAAGAAACUAAUUAGACGACUUAACCGGGUUUCAUUAAUGAUGACUGUCAAAUAGGAGUCGAGCAAUAUACUCCAAUGUAGACUGACAUAUUAUCGCAGGAUCAUAAAAAGUUACACGAAAAAAGUAAAAAUUUCUCUGCAUAGAAAGGGAAGUCAUUACCAUUAUCUAGAUCAGACAAACAAGUAAUAUAUAUCAUGUAGUACUGCUAUUUUCACUUUAUGGUCAUCAUUAAAAAGAUGUACAUGUAUAAGCUUAUACAGGUUUGAAAGCAUGACUGUGUUAUUUUAAUAAACAUUUUGUUAAA